CCGUCCGUCCCGAACCGUUCUCGUUCGUUCCAAGCAACUGAAUCUCGCGACCGGCCGACGACAUCCCCGCUAUGAACACGCAUACACUUCGCGAUCUGUGUGCCUGACGCGAACGUUACCGUCGUGCCCGAACUUGAUAUACGUUUCGAGGUGAUCGCGGAUGGUUUCAAGUUGUGUACGUGUUUCUUAACCCCUCCGAGACGGUUUUCGUUCGCAUUUCUCUUAAAUUUUUUUCUACUCUACCAUUACCACGCAUUUACCGUAAGCACACAUAAGCACUAGCGCACGCACUCCAUGAGCGCGUGACAAUAACCCCCACUCACGUCUCUCGAUUCGAAGCAGAGGUUUGCUGGAAACAACAUCUAAAAAUGGGUGUCAGUAGUUCGAAUAGACACGAUCGCUCAUGUCCGUUGGACGGUGAAGUAAAUUUUGAUCAUUUUGAAAUUCUGCGGGCAAUUGGUAAAGGCAGUUUUGGUAAGGUAUGCAUAGUGGAGAAAAAAGAUUCACGACAGAUGUACGCAAUGAAAUACAUGCAGAAGAGUCGUUGCAUUGAAAGGGAUGCCUUAAAGAACGUAUUAAGGGAAAUGGAAAUACUGACUACACUUGAACAUCCAUUUUUAGUAAAUUUAUGGUUUUCGUUCCAAGACGAAGAAGAUCUAUUUAUGGUGUCAGACCUGCUAUUAGGAGGUGACUUGAGGUACCAUUUGGGUCAAGACGUUCAGUUUAACGAAAACUCGAUCAAACUGUUUGCAUGCGAAAUUGGGUCUGCGUUGGAAUAUUUGCAAAGCGAGCACAUUGUUCACAGGGACAUAAAACCGGAAAACAUACUGCUAGACGAAGAAGGUCAUGCACACAUAACUGACUUCAAUAUAGCAGCUACACUACGUGAUAAAAAACUAGCAUCAUCGUUAUCCGGCACCAAACCUUAUAUAGCCCCUGAAGUUUACUUGUGUUCAUUGGGAGAAUGCGCCGGUUACUCUUAUCCCGUGGAUUGGUGGUCACUAGGUGUGACGCUUUACGAGGUAAUGUCGAGAUGUCGACCGUACGACAUUCAUUCGGGUACAACGCCGAGAGAAGUUCGGUCAAUGAUGAUGAAUUCGACUUCAUGCACGCCAAUACCACCGAAAUGUUCAGAACAAUUGAGUGUAUUAUUUCAAAGACUGCUGUGUAUUAAUCCAGAAGAAAGAAUCACUACGGUUAAGAAAUUAAAAUCUGUACCGUGCAUAAGUCGAUACAAUUUUGGAAUGAUAUUAGAAAAACAAAUUCGUCCCCCGUUUACGCCACCGAAGGAUAGGCUGAACUGCGAUCCGACGUUUGAAUUGGAGGAGAUGAUUGUCGAGCCAAACCCAUUGCAUAGAAAACCCAGGCGGUUGGCCAAGCAAAGGUCGUUGAGGACCUCCAUGACGAUCGAAGAUACUGAGCUGAGCAGACAACUUCAACAUUUUAAAUGCUAUAACCGAGAAAAAGAGCUGGAGAGGCGGGAGAUGGAACGUAAGGAACACGACUGGGAGCAAGAGUUGAUCAAAGCUAUGAACGCGUCGACAAUACCGGCGAUCGUACCCGCCAUGGUGUCGGACCGGGGUGGCGACCUGUUGACCGUGCCCAUGAUAACCAACGAGCGGCGGCGGUCCAGUUGCAAGCUGAACAUCUCGCCGGUGAGCAUCCAGACGAGGCUGUACGCCGCGAAAACCGACGGCGGCAGCUGACCGAACCACCCCCACGAGACGCCGGACAACUGAACGCGGCGGAGUGGUCGCGGAGAGACGGUGCCGGGCAGCGCUAUUAAAGAAUGGAGACUCUGUUGGCUUGAGAAAAAAUUGCGCCCCCAAAACUUGUUAAACGUUAUAAUCGUAACGUAGUUGGGGGACGCUAAGAUUUCCAAAAAAUUAGAAGGGUUGCACCCGGCGUCGGCAGUUCCGUUCGAUUCGGAUCCGGUCGCGUUUACACACAACACGAAACACUGUCCGGCAUACCGGUCCAUUUCUAUCAUAUCGAUUGUACGCGGCGAAAAUUUCAUCGCCGUCGGUCGACACGAGAGUCGAUCGCGUGCACGGUGGUGCGUUUUAAGUUUUCACGGGCACUAAUGUUUUCGUUUUUUAUUUUUAUUUUCUCUCCGCUCUCCGUUGGGGACGGUCCCUCCGAGUCGUCCCCGUGCACCCUUCCCCGCCGGUAACGCCCCGCUAGCUGUGCAAUUGUCGCACGACCGUGCGACGAGGGAUUAGAUUUUCUUUACGGUUUCCAUUCUUACGUUUUACUGCGUCCAAACGAGUAUAACCGCUGUAAAUAUUAUAUGUAGCCUUUUUUUUUUUUUUUUGAACUGUAAAUAAAAAUAAUUUUGUAAAUUUUACUUCAGCUUUUAGAGCCAUGAAGGUUAAAGAAUAUCGUACUUUUUACGACUUUCAGGGUUAUUCAUUUGAAGAUUAGAAUAUUACACUGUGUUACGAUCACAGAAUCAACGAAUUGUAACGUUAAUUUAUUAUUU
Molecule: messenger RNA, 2482 nt
Organism: Sipha flava (yellow sugarcane aphid)
Lineage: Eukaryota; Metazoa; Arthropoda; Insecta; Hemiptera; Aphididae
Product: serine/threonine-protein kinase 32A
Exons: 12
Coding region: 369-1706 (445 amino acids)
Biological process (GO): regulation of signal transduction; G protein-coupled receptor signaling pathway; protein phosphorylation
Molecular function (GO): ATP binding; G protein-coupled receptor binding; G protein-coupled receptor kinase activity
Source: RefSeq, a predicted model, not a curated record